Molecule: messenger RNA, 1971 nt
Organism: Lotus japonicus
Lineage: Eukaryota; Viridiplantae; Streptophyta; Magnoliopsida; Fabales; Fabaceae
Product: cytochrome P450 84A1
Exons: 2
Coding region: 123-1712 (529 amino acids)
Biological process (GO): lignin biosynthetic process
Molecular function (GO): heme binding; monooxygenase activity; iron ion binding
Source: RefSeq, a predicted model, not a curated record
UUCGCUCUAGUUAGCAAUACUUGAAGUUGCAAGCAAUCUCUAGAAUCCCCUAAAAGCCAUCCAUAGAUACAAAUUGAUUCCCUUAAGCCAAAACCCCUAAAACUUAAUUAGCUACACAGAUAAUGGAUUCGCUUCCAACAUGGCAAACCAUAGCCAACCUCAGACAUGAACAACUCCCUAUGGCUUUCUUGUUCAUGGUCCCAAUGUUACUACUGUUGGGUUUAGCCUCUAGAAUUCGCAAAAGACCACCAUACCCGCCAGGCCCAAAAGGCUUACCCAUCAUAGGCAACAUGCUCAUGAUGGACCAGUUAACCCACCGAGGCUUAGCCACCCUUGCAAAACAAUACGGCGGCAUCUUCCACCUCCGCAUGGGGUUCAUCCACAUGGUGGCGGUUUCCGACCCCGACGCAGCCCGCCAGGUCCUCCAAGUCCACGACAACAUCUUCUCCAACCGGCCAGCCACCAUAGCCAUUAGCUACCUCACCUACGACCGCGCCGACAUGGCGUUCGCCCACUACGGCCCCUUCUGGCGCCAGAUGCGCAAACUCUGCGUGAUGAAGCUCUUCAGCCGCAAACGCGCAGAGUCUUGGCAGUCCGUCCGGGAUGAGGUCGACGCCGCAGUACGCGACGUCGACCAAAACACCGGCACCCCGGUAAACAUUGGUGAGGUAGUGUUCAACCUCACCAAGAACAUCAUCUACCGUGCCGCCUUCGGGUCGAGCUCGAAGGAGGGGCAAGAUGAGUUCAUUGGGAUAUUGCAAGAAUUCUCCAAGCUUUUUGGAGCUUUCAACAUAGCAGAUUUCAUUCCUUAUAUUGGCGCCAUCGAUCCUCAGGGGCUGAACGCAAGGCUCGUGAAGGCACGUGCAGCGUUGGAUAGCUUCAUCGGGAAGAUUAUUGACGAGCACGUGCAGAAGAAGAGGGGUGGUGGUGGUGGCGUGGAUGGUGAUGGAGAAACGGACAUGGUGGAUGAGUUGCUGGCUUUCUACACGGAGGAGGAGGUGGCGGGUAGUAAAGGGAGUAGUAAUGAGUCGGAGGAUUUGCAGAACUCAAUCAAGCUCACCAAGGAUAACAUCAAAGCAAUCAUUAUGGAUGUGAUGUUUGGAGGUACAGAGACAGUAGCUUCAGCAAUCGAGUGGGCCAUGUCGGAGCUAAUGAAAACUCCAGAAGAACUCAAGAGGGUUCAACAAGAGCUCGCUGACGUGGUGGGCUUGGACCGCGUGGUCGAGGAGUCCGAUUUUGAAAAACUCACUCAUUUGAAGUGUGCAUUGAAAGAGACCUUGCGCCUCCACCCACCGAUCCCGCUCCUCCUCCACGAGACGGCGGAGGAUGUGACGAUCGGCGGCUACUUCAUCCCAAAGAAGGCACGCGUGAUGAUCAACGUGUGGGCCAUCGGGAGAGACAAGAAUUGUUGGGAGGAACCUAACAGUUUCAAACCCUCCCGGUUCUUGAAACCUGGCGUGCCAAAUUUCAAAGGGAGCAACUUCGAGUUUAUUCCAUUCGGAUCGGGUCGCAGGUCCUGCCCCGGGAUGCAACUGGGUCUGUACGCGCUUGACUUGGCGGUGGCUCACCUCCUUCAUUGUUUCACGUGGGAACUGCCGGACGGGAUGAAACCCAGUGAGAUGGACAUGAGCGAUGUGUUUGGACUCACCGCUCCAAGGGCGAGUCGACUCGUUGCCAUACCCACCAAGCGUGUUGUCUGUCCACUGUCUUAGAAGGAGAAGAAGAAAAGGAAAAAGGCAUCGAAAACAAAACAAAUGGACAUUUUUUUGGCAUUUUCUUUUUAGGCUCCAAUUAAACAAAAGUAUAUAGAUAUAUGAUGAAGAAAAAAAUAAAUAUAAGAAUAAGAUUGUGCAUGUGAGUAUUUAGUUCUCCAUCUCUAUCUGUGUGAAAAGGGGGAAAAAAGAACUCUUAAUGAUGUAAGCUGUAAUUUUGCGCCUUAAACAUGUUCAUAUGUUCAUGUGUUUUGUUGUA